Messenger RNA from Cyprinus carpio (common carp), 2854 nucleotides. RefSeq names its product grpE protein homolog 1, mitochondrial-like. Lineage: Eukaryota; Metazoa; Chordata; Actinopteri; Cypriniformes; Cyprinidae. Gene Ontology annotation, cellular component: PAM complex, Tim23 associated import motor. The record is from RefSeq and is a predicted model, not a curated record. Gene Ontology annotation, biological process: protein folding; protein import into mitochondrial matrix. Gene Ontology annotation, molecular function: adenyl-nucleotide exchange factor activity; protein-folding chaperone binding; protein homodimerization activity.
UGGUGAAGGACCAACCGUGUAAGAACAGAAGCUGUGAUUGGUUGAAUGAGACGGCCUCGCUCUGCAGGGCUCUCAGCGUGGACUGAGUGAAGAUGGCGACCUGGUGUGUGCGUGCGAUAAGACUGAGCUCCUCUAUCAUAGCGUACCCUUCACUCGUAAGGGCGACUCCACGCCUCUUUUGCACAGCAGCCCAACAGAAAAGCUCAGGAACUGGGACCGAAGAAGAGAAACCAGAGCCCAGUGCAGCUGAGAAAGCCUUCAUAGAAGAAAAGACACAACUGGAAGAACAGCUGAAGGAUAUUACGGAUAAAUACAAGCGGGCACUAGCAGACACUGAGAACCUUAGGCAAAGGAGUCAAAAGAUGAUUAAUGAUGCUAAGCUUUUUGGAAUCCAGGGCUUCUGUAAAGAUCUCUUGGAGGUGGCUGACAUCUUGGAGAAGGCAACCGAAAGCGUACCAAAAACUGAAAUAUCUACUGCAAAUCCGCACCUGAAAAAUCUUUAUGACGGCCUUGUAAUGACUGAGGUGCAGAUCCAAAAGGUCUUCCAGAAGCACGGCCUUGUUAAGCUUAACCCUGAUGGUCAGAAGUUUGACCCUUACGAGCAUGAGGCUGUCUUUCAUGCACCUAUUGAGGGCAAGGAGCCAGGUACCGUAGCUGUAGUUACCAAAGUAGGCUACAAGCUGCACGGUCGCACCCUUCGGCCAGCUCUGGUGGGUGUAGUCAAAGCCCCCUAACUGGUCGUACACACUAUGAUGGUUAUUGUCUGGUCAGCUGAUCAGUUUCUGUAAUUUAGCUGGUCUUUGUUUCCACAUUUUUUUCUUUGUUAAAGGUACCUCUGAGAGGUGAAAUCCAAUAUAUUGACAACUGAAGGACAAUGCCGGACUAAUCUUUUAUUAAUAAUGAUUAUCAAUAAAAAAAAUAGUUCUUGAGUAUAAGCGCUGGGUGUGUAUGUGGUAGAAGAUUCAGAGAAUUGAAUCUGUGAAUUGAAUUGGCUUUAACAGUAUUUUCUGGAGGAUCGUUACCAUUCCAGGGACUUCUGAGAGCUAAAGAAACAGAAUCUUUUGAAGAAUCUAAAGCUUUUAAAGAAACACUGCAGCAUAUUACCUUGUUGAACACAUUUUAUACUUUUUAAACUCAUUCGCUCUUACUAAUUACUUUAGUGAAGAACGUUACCAGUUUGGUGAUGUCUAUGACAGCAGUAGAGAGAUUCCACUUUUUUUUUUUUUUUUCCAGUGUUAUGCAGGUUUUUGAAUUUAUUUGUAUGAGAGAAUAGUAAGUCUUCUUUACAGAACUUGAAGUUAAAAUUUAUCCAAAAAUAAAUGUUUCAAUAAUUUACCUACUGGCAGUUGAACUUGCCAACUUUCACCAUUAGUUUCAUAGUGUGCAAACCUGAUGAAAUACCGACUAGUGAUGUUUUGUGAAGAUCUGGAUAACAGACAGAUGGCCACUUAAGGCUGCUUGAAUGAUCAGUCAUUUAGAAAUUGUGGUUGUAAUAUGAAAAGAAUGAUGCCAUGCUAAUGGAAAAAUAUGAACGUCAAAUUUAAAAGGGUAACUUUUCCAUCUAUGUGAACAAGCAGACAACUGUCAAAUAAAGCAUAUAUCUCUUAUCAAAUGUAGUAAUAACAUUUUCCAUGGGUUUGUUAUUCAUUUUUGGUGAAAAGAAAGGUGCAAUGGUAUAUUUAGGUUAUUUGAAUGAAAGUAUAUAGUGUACAUAUUUGGAUACAUUUCUUAAAUGGCUCAUAUAAAAACAUGACUGUUUAAAAUUUUCUAAGAACUGCAGUUUUCUUAUAGAUUCUAUUUCGAUUAUGCUUUCUGAUAUGAACAUUUCUUCAGUUUUAGGCAAGGCACCAAUUUUUUUUUACUUAGACAAAAGGUUAUAUUUAAACACUUUAAUACAAAGUAGGAAAUAACAUGACAAAUGCAAUAAAAUACUUAACACAUACUCUGCAUUUUGACAAAUAUGAUCCUUCCAAAUGGAUAAUUUUACCUGAGGACACGCAUGUCAUAACUAAGCAAAAAAAAAAAAAAAAUGUCACAUUGUUUUUUUUUUUAAAUUAUAAAAAUUUACUUGCGAUAGUGUCUUUGUGAUAUCAUGUUCAGUCUCAUAUCCCUGCUCACAUUUUUUCAAAUCAGUUUUUACUGUAGAAAAAUAACUGUGCUCUCUGAAAUAGCAUAUUGAAUGAUUAUUUAAAGUGUAAAUAUUAACCCUAAUAAACUGGAAAAUUUUUCCUUAAAAAAAAAAAAACAAUGUUGGUGUGCGUGACUAAACUAGUCUAGAAGAAUGGUUUGGGAUCUUUAACCAGUGAUCCUGUUUCCUAUAACCAUAAAGCACAAUCUGAAGAAUAACCCUUUCAAAAAUGUAAGCACCUUUAUACAAAUGAAAUAAAGGCAGUGACAGAAUACCCUGGAAAAAGAAGAGACCACAUUUGCAUCAUAACCUACGUUCAUCAUUUAUCAAAUGGUCACAGCCAAUAUCCUACAUAUAUGAGUUUCUCUCCAAGGACAACUCUGCACAUCUACUUUUAAUGGCUUUAGUCACAAAUUUGUGUGGGGAAGUUCCUUCUAUCAUAGAAAUGUGAAGAAAAAUAAUCAAUUAGACACCUAAAUUAAACCUUAACCUUUGUACAUCUUUGAUAUGGUACAAAUCAAUAUUAAAAUAAAAUAUUAAUUACAAGGAAAAGGGAUAAAAACAUCAACCAGGGUAAUUAUGCUUCAAGGCACACAAGAACGAAUGACUGUUUAUGUGACUUUAUAUGUACCAAUGCCUGGAGUCAAAAAUUACAGGGUAUAAAAAAAGAUAAGGACCACCACCUUGGCCUAAACACUGUUAUUUCCAAUAUUGUAUACAUAAAAA